UAAAACUGCACAUUGUUGAAGAGAAAUAAAAUUUGUCAUCGUUUUAAGAAAACUGAAAUUGCUGGUGACUAUAGUUUUCUCAGAAGUGGGAUACAACUGACGCCGCUGCAAAAUCGAUAGGAUUGGUCGGAACAGGAAAAACAUUGGAUAACUUCAAUCAAACGAAACACUAGUGCAGCAUCGCCGCGCCGCCAUCUUACAAGCUGAAUCGAGACUUGUUUGAUCGUGAUCGGAAGCGACCAUUUGCAACGAUAUGCCACGACGACGUACAUCGGCUCGACAGGAACAGGGUUUGAGUUCAACGCACAACGAGGAGACACUAAUGGACGGAUGCCAACGUUCGAAUGCCACUGUCCAGGAAAAGCUCCUGCAUCCGGAUGAAUUGAAGCACCUUAUUCCCGAAUUUCGCGAGGGGGCUGGUGUAACGAAGUGGCUCAACACCAUUGAACACUAUGCGGAGUUGUAUGGAUGGCAAGAUCGUACGGUGUUGCUGUACGCGAGCUGCCGUUUGGCCGGAGCAGCUAGGGAGUGGUACAACGGAUUUAGGGAUGUUAUCAACACGUUCGAGGAAUUUGACCGGUUUAUCAAGAAAGCUUUCCCUGACCAACGUAAUGAGGCAGACAUCCAUCAGGAGUUGCAGCAGGCCGUGAAGAUGUCCGGUGAGUCAUAUGAGAAUUUCGUGUUUCGGGUCAAUGCGCUGGGAAUCAACGGAAGCGUCAGCAAUGCGGCCAUAAUCGUGUACAUUAUUCGAGGAUUGUCAAAUGAUCCGAUCUACGACUGCCUUGUAUCUCGACGCUAUGGCGAUAUUUAUGAACUGCUGGAACACAUCAAAUGGUGUGAGACAAAUCUGCAUUUUCGGAGGAAGAAGGGAACAGCAGUCCAGCUAGCGGAAAUAACGAAAACUCAAGCAAGAACGAUGUCAACGAAGCAAACCCAGCAAAUCGUCUGCUACAACUGCAACGAAGAAGGACACAAAUCCAUUCACUGCUCGAAACCACAACGGAUUCAACGGUGCACUAAUUGUCAACGUACUGGACACACUGCUGCCGGUUGCCUGAAGACCACGACGCUGCCAGUCGUAGCUCAACCGAAACCUGCGAUCAGCAGACCAAGUGUGAAUGUAAUCGGAUACGGGGAGCAAUACGAUGAUACUGAGCGGAUUCUCAACACGGACCAUGACUCCAGAAUGAAAGUUAACGUUAUACUUGGAAACGAAUUGAAGGAGUACAAUGCGUUGGUAGAUUCAGGAAGUGCGGUAAGUCUUGUGAGAAUUUCAAAUUUACCUCGUAUUAUUACUAAGCAACCAAACCUUAUCAGAGAUCAGAUUUUUGGAGCAAAUGGCUCAAAAAUAAAUCAGCUAGGUUCAGUAUCAACGAAACUAAUUGUUCAACGGGUUGUGUUUGAUGUUGUCUUGGUAAUUGUUCCGGACACUACAAUGAGUGUAGAUUUGAUACUGGGUCGCGAUUUUCUGAAUAUGAACCAUAUAAACGCGGUUAGCUUCUCCGGUUAUGUUUCUGAAAAGAGCUCGAAUUGCUACGACGUUGAGAUUAUGAGAAACGUAUUCCAUGGUGACGAUCAGAGUAGCGGUGCAGAUCUAAUACGUUUUGACGAAUCAAUGAUAUUGGACGUAGGUGACACUGCUGAAACGGUUCAACAUACGAAGGAGAUUAAUGAAGUUUUCACUCGUGAUUAUGUAAAGCGCGAAAAACCGUCACAGCCUUUAGUUCAUUAUUCGUGUGAUAUCAAGUUGAAGCAUGAUAAGUAUUUUACGGCAACGCCUGCUCGUUUGAGUAACACCGAAAAUCAAGAAUUGCCCAACUAACAUUUUCAGCGCUAUAAGCUUCAGUCAUUUGCUUUCUGUUGUGUAAUCAUCGAGUAAAAGCAGUCAACGCUGAAUAAAAGGAAAGCUAGUCAAAUAUAAAUCAUAAGCUAAUACACGACUGCAAAACAAGCACCAUACAGCUACCAAACUCGGUUUUCAGAAAUCCAUUGCUUGUCACUGGGGCUGCCUUUACUCCACUCUAUUCCAACUCCGGGAGAUUUCCCGGAAGAUGUGAAAACUUGAACACAUCGAAUAGGAGUCCCCACUAACAAAACAGCUGCUACUAUACAGUACAAUUCAUUAUACUGACAAAUCCCCAAACCAGCAGCGCUUUAAAGGCAGUUAUGCGAUUUAAUUACGGCUAGAAGCUGUAAUAAAGAAACUGUUGGUUUACCAACACGGCUUGUCGGAUGUAAACAUUAUUGCCAAAACAAACUUCAAGCGGGAUAUAUAGCUACUACACAAAUUCUUUACAGCUAUCCAUGUAUGUGCUGUGAAAUUAUUUGGGUUGCUUUUAUUGCACUUUAAUUCAAUGCCGGAAGAUGUGCAAAUCGAGUAAGAGUCCCAGCCACUACAACAGCUGCUUUUAUACAGUACGUUUUGUAAUGUUGCCAAAACACAAAACAACAGCGCUUCGUAGCCGUUUAAAGAACACUCUUUCAGCUAGAAGCUGUGAAGAAGAAUCUGUUGGCGCAACCACACAGCUUGUUCAAUGUAAACAUUAUUGCGUUUGACGUUUCACAAGCUUUUACAGCAAGAUGAAGUUGGGUAAGGUUUCUUGUGGCACAAUUAUGAAGCCUUGUCUGGAGUAAAACAAAACGGGCUAUUUUCUAUGUUAUUUAUAUAUAGCAGUGUGGCAGCGAGGACAUCAUCGGGACCAGUGGAUACGGAGAUCGGGAGUUCGAUUCCAAGUAGCGGCAAGUACAUUCAUUAUUCAAUUUUAAAAGUGAUAAUUCCAGUUCCACAUGUAUUGCAUCACGGUAUCCAUAGCCUAAUUAUAUUUAAUCGUUCAAUUUGGGGAUGCCGUAAAACUAUUAUUUAACAACUGCGAAAAGGCUGAAAAAGCGCCUUCUCAUGAUGUUAUUCAGUUAGUGGUUACAUAGGAGCCGAGAAUAGAGCUAUGACUAGGUGGCAUAGAAGCUGAUCGCACAGCAUGUACAAGCUGAUUAAGUUCGCCAGAUUCAUUGGUAUAGGGCUUGCAUAGAAGCUUCCGUCCAUAUGUACAACACAGUAACUCAGCAUCAAGCCGUAUUAAGGACGCUUUGUUGACGUUUACAUUCACAAUAAAUGUUAGUUGAGAUAGCUUUAUGUCGAAAGGGAAGAACUCCCAGCUCAGCACAUGCUGAUAAGGCUGGAGUGGACGGAAGCAAUCCAGACAGGUGACGAAUAGAUUUGUUGUAGAUUGGUGCCAGGUGUUUGACUAGUUCGUU
Aedes albopictus (Asian tiger mosquito) is the source of this 3252-nucleotide messenger RNA. RefSeq lists its product as uncharacterized. The record is from RefSeq and is a predicted model, not a curated record. Gene Ontology annotation, biological process: proteolysis. The coding region runs from base 254 to 1822 and encodes 522 amino acids. The transcript has 2 exons. Gene Ontology annotation, molecular function: nucleic acid binding; zinc ion binding; aspartic-type endopeptidase activity. NCBI's taxonomy places the organism in Eukaryota, Metazoa, Arthropoda, Insecta, Diptera, Culicidae.